This is a messenger RNA of Nasonia vitripennis (jewel wasp), 2425 nucleotides long. RefSeq lists its product as uncharacterized. The coding region runs from base 1119 to 1856 and encodes 245 amino acids. Lineage: Eukaryota; Metazoa; Arthropoda; Insecta; Hymenoptera; Pteromalidae. The transcript has 9 exons. Gene Ontology annotation, biological process: regulation of transcription by RNA polymerase II. Gene Ontology annotation, cellular component: nucleus; transcription regulator complex. The record is from RefSeq and is a predicted model, not a curated record.
CCGAUUCCACAUAAGUGCUGUGGCGUGCUGUGACGUGCUGUGCGUUGCUUUUUUGUGCUGUCUCGUGCGUUCAUUUUAGAGCAGUGAGAAACGUAUCUAUAUACAAUGUAUUCUAUGCAUGAGCAGGACUGUCGAUACGUGGCAACAUUGCAGAGUAACCGACUUUGUGCUCCGAAACAGCGUUCCUGCUCCGAUUUGAGGUUUGGCAAAAAGCUCAAUUGUAAUGUUAAAAAAGCAAGUACAUGGCUUGGAUUUUAUAAAAAUUGAAGGAAGAAAAAAAGAACAAGAAGAUACAUUUAUCUAAAAACGUGGCAGUCAUCAUGGAGCAUCAAAAAGGUUUCUUGACUCAUCAUCAUCAAAUCAUUGGUUUUAUAUUAAGGAGUACUUCAAGUUCGGCGAGAUCGAGAGCGUGUUCAUCAAGAUAAACUCCUACACUGGUGUCUCCAGAGGAUUUCCCUUUAUGGUUUUUCAGAACCUCAAGACCAUCGACAAGCUGCUUGCUACUGGCGAUCACUACGUCAACAAGCGUAAGCUUUUCAUGGAAAAGCUGCUCUUGUAAUGCUCGUUCUCGUCAAAACGCAAUUAUGUAACUCCUCGAGGAAAAGCCAAUGCAAAUGCACUAAAGGCAGUGAAAGGUAUUGUGAAUUGUCAAUACAGUACCGCUGUAUUAAGUUUUGGUGCUGGUAAGAGAAAAAAGAAACCUUGCAGAGACAGGAAAUCACAAGAAAGAUCUCAACAGUUAUGACAUGCCAUGGAAGCUAUUAUAAAUUUGGAACUAUUUACCACAUUCCAGAUAGAUGUGUUUGUAGAAUUUCUACGGGUUGAUGGUAGUGACUUUUGUGUAGCUCUUAAUGCUGCAACUCUGGCUCUAAUUGAUGCUGGAAUUCCAAUCAAGGAUCGAUCGGUUGCUCAGUAACAGUUUCAGCUAGUAUCUUAGAAGAUGAUGAUGACAGUGGUGAAGGAACAGGAAUCUUGGAUGCAAAUUGGAUAGAGGAGUGCACUCCCGGAGUAACUUUAUUGAAUGAACAUAGAAAAUUAGAACACCUGAACUAUACUAAACCGACAAUGUAACAACUACCAGCAGUACAGUUGGAGACGUCUAUUCAUACUGGUCCACCAUGGCAGAGAGAAAAAAUAAAUCUGAAAGUAUCCCACCUAAGAAAUUAGUUGCAUUAGUGAAAGGUUAUCCUUGCUUAUAUGACAGAAAUAAUCAUGACUAUAAUGAUAAUAGAAAAAAACAUGAAUGUUUCAAUGAAAUAGCAAAUUCUUUGAACAACAGCAGCGGAUCGAAAAGUUUUACUGGUGAUUGCGUUAAAAGUAAAUGGGAAUCUUUAAGAAGAUCAUAUUCAAGAGGAACAAAUACAAAUUCCAACACAAAUGGAUAUUAUUUGGCGAAGGAAAUGGAUUUUCUAGCCCCUCACAUGAAAAAAAAGAAGGUAGAAAAGGACAAGGAGGUUGAUGAAGUCGUUGGUGAAGAUCUACAUUAUGAAGACGUUUUAAGAGUCAUGAAAUACAAAAAUGAAACUGCUGUGAAAAUUGAGCCAUCAACAAAUACGAACAUUAAAGAAAACUUACAAAUUGAAACUGCAGGCAUAAAGGACAAUAUACCAGCUCCAAGUACAUCGUAUGUAAAGAAAAAGAACGUACUUGAAAAUUUAGAAAAUCAAUGUCUAAAAGUAGCUACUGCUGGAAUGAAAGAAAUUACGAAUUUGAUGAAUUCAGAUACUAAUAGUUCCACUAAUGACAAUUGUUAUUUACUACCUAUCGAAGAAGCCUUAAAGGAUAUUUCUCCUGGUGAUCUGUUAUCUUGCACAAACGAAAUUCUUUGCAUUAUUGAUACAUUUUUACCCGAUUAGAUACCAUAACAAGAAGACAUUUUUCAAUCAAAUCAAUCAUAAUACAAUUUUUUGGAUAAUUUUUGUAAUUUUAUUUUAGUUAAAAGUAAAAUCGAGACUAUGUUCCAUUUUAUAACGUACAUUGAAUAAUAAAAUUAGAUUUUCUUUUAUACACUUUCAGAAUUACUUGUAAAUUUAGUUGUGAUCAAUUAAUUAACCAAAUAUUUUCAUAUUUAAUGAUAUAACAUUCUUCUAAUUAAUAUGAUGUAUAAACAGAAUAAUAAUGUUGAAAUUUUUAUUGUGUAAUAAAUUAAUCUACAAGAUACAAGUUUACAAAUACAGAUUAUGUAUAACUGCAAAUGUAAUAUCAGAUAUACUGAUAUUGCCAUGGAAUGGAUCCUACGUCGGAGACAAAAUAUUCAGCAAAACGAUUCCGAAUGAUAGCAGGGGCAUCUCUUGGCAAUCCUUGAAUUUGUUGAGCAUAAUCAUCAUCCUCUCUUCUUCUGUUGUUAGCAUUAUGCAUAUUAUUCAAAUGUGGUCGAUUUCUUGUUAUAAUAUAAUUAUGCAAACAAAUACAAGCAGCAACUAUA